This is a messenger RNA of Trichoderma asperellum CBS 433.97, 1296 nucleotides long. RefSeq lists its product as uncharacterized. The record is from RefSeq and is a predicted model, not a curated record. Lineage: Eukaryota; Fungi; Ascomycota; Sordariomycetes; Hypocreales; Hypocreaceae. Gene Ontology annotation, biological process: secondary metabolite biosynthetic process.
GCCAUUGCAGUCACACAUAUGGCUCAUCAGGCGUUGGCCAUAGAGGAAAUACCUCUGAAAAAGCACAAAGGAGGUUACAUGCAAAUUAACAAGGCUCUUGAUCUCAGCUCAUUUCAAGAUUAUCUUGAAGCUCAACUGUCUCAUUUACCCGCCAUAGCGGAUGUAGAGAGAAUCAGUCCUAGAGUCAUCCGAGUGCUGGGCCAAAAUGCCGGAAUGUUCACGCUUCAAGGGACCAACACUUACAUUGUUGGGACUGGUCGGCACAGGAUUCUGAUCGAUACGGGCCAGGGUAUUCCAGAAUGGGCAGAGCUGUUGUCUACUACCCUCGAGGCCGAAAAUGCCUCAUUGUCCUACGUACUGAUAUCCCAUUGGCAUGGCGAUCACAUGGGGGGAGUACCCGACUUGUGUCACCUUUACCCCUAUCUAUCCAACUCCAUUUAUAAAAAUUCACCCGGUAUAAACCAACAGCCAAUCGCGGACGGCCAGCUAUUCUCUGUCGAAGGCGCUACGCUUCGUGCAGUCCACUCGCCUGGUCAUUCACAUGACCACAUGUGCUUCGUUUUAGAGGAAGAUAAUGCCAUGUUCACGGGAGACAACAUACUCGGCCAUGGAACAGCGGCCAACGAACACCUCAAUACUUGGAUGGAAUCUCUGCGCGUUAUGUCCAUGCACAAUUGUAAGAUUGGUUAUCCAGCUCAUGGCAUGGUCAUUGAUAACUUGCCCGGAAAGAUUAAGAAUGAGCUAGCUGUCAAAGCCAAGCGCGAGGUCCUCGCAUUGCAAGUUUUACAGAAGAUUAAGCUUAGAGCAGGAAAGGGAAAAGGGAGUGUCACAGUAAGGGAACUGGUCACAGAGGCUCAUGGGGAUCGAUUGGACGAAGCCGUGAGAGAGAUGGCGAUUCAACCAUUGAUGGAGGAAGUGUUGAGGAAGCUGGCCGAGGACCAGAAAGUGGCAUUUGAGGUUAGGAAUGGAGAGAAGAAGUGGUUUCGGAUUCAAUUUGAUUAGUGUCUAUUGGUUGACUAAUUCCUGCCCCUGGGCUCGAUAUCUUGAGGUGGUUUGGUUAAAGUCGUUGUGUCUUGGGUCUCUUGCGAGUCUCUUGCUGUACAGAUCUAAAUACAGCAACCCCGUGGAGCGUACUCAGCCUGUCCACAUGCCAUUUGAUACUAAAUGAACAAACCAGUCACCUCAGUACACCAGAUUCCAGUCAGGGUUGUUACAUUCUCUGGCAACUGGUUGGUUUAGGUCGGCUGGUUCUGUCGUGGAUACCCAAAAUGGAGCCCAUCAAUAACAUAAUUUAUC